Cryptococcus wingfieldii CBS 7118 is the source of this 1083-nucleotide messenger RNA. RefSeq lists its product as hypothetical. Bases 1 to 1083 code for a protein of 360 amino acids. Lineage: Eukaryota; Fungi; Basidiomycota; Tremellomycetes; Tremellales; Cryptococcaceae. The record is from RefSeq and is a predicted model, not a curated record. The transcript is spliced from 6 exons. Gene Ontology annotation, molecular function: dioxygenase activity.
AUGCCCUCCAUCAUCCCCACCAUAGAUCUCGCCCACGACUCUCCCGCCCGCCAAGCAGAGCUCAUCAAGCUCGCCCUGGGCAACGUCGGCUUUUUCAGAGUCGUCAAUGCCGGGCCCGCCCGCCAGGAUGUCGAAAAGAUGUUUGAAUAUAGUCCUUCUUCAGCCUCCCCAUGGCCACCAAAGAGGCAUACCUCGCCGGACGUUCAGGUUCCGGCUACACCAAGCUCAUGUCCCAAGCUCUGGGCGAGGGUAAACGUGAUCACAAAGAGCAAAACAUUCUCAUACGGCAAAUACUGCGCCGACACUACACAACAAAUGCCCCCGCCUUUCCAAGACUCUACGCCUGGAGGCCAGGAAGCGCACCAGACAAUCAAACGAUUCUACAAAGAUUGCCACCAAGUCAGCGAGCUCUUGUUGGAGCUCUUUGCGCUCGCUCUCCAACUCGAGAGAACGCAUUUCAAGCAGUCCCACUCAUUUGGACUCAACACCGCAAUGUCGCUGAUUCACUAUCCCGCCUUGAAUGAAGCAGAAGCCAAGGCGCUGAGCACGAUAGAUAUCCGGGCAGGAGAACACAAGGACUGGGGAAGUAUGACACUCUUGUUCCAACAACCCCGCGGCCAACCAGGUCUCCAAGUCCACCUCCCGUCUUCCCUCAUCCGCCCUGACGACCCUCAAGCUUCUCCGGAAUCAUACGAAUGGUACCCCGCGCCCAUCCCCGAAGCACACCAAGACGAGCACGCCGGCUUCCUGGUCAAUGUCGGGCUCGGGAUGGAGCUCUGGAGCAAGGGGGCGUACAAGGCUACCAUGCACCGCGUCAUAUUCCCCGGAGAAGAGGCAGGGUCCGAAAGCGUGCAAGAUAGGCAUACGAUCGGGUUUUUCGUUCAGCCAGACGAUCAUGUGGCUUUCCAACCUAUUUUACCAGGCGGCAAGGUCGACACAUCCACCAAAGCCAUCACCUCGGGCGAGCUCUUCGACAUGAAAUUGCAGGAGAGUAUGGAAAGGUUUCAGAAACAUUUUGCAUUUUCUGGUGGUGAUGAAAAGGUCAAGAAGGAUGUCCAGGUUGAGAACGCCGUGGUUGUCUGA